AUGACUGUGCGGAAAGGAAACCGUCUAGGCAUCUCCAUCCAGGAGCACAUGGCCAUCGAUGUGUCCCCGGGCCCCAUACGCCCCAUUCGACAAAUCUCCGCCUACUUUCCGCGCCUUUCGCCCACUUCCUCCUUCUCAGAGCCGCUCUCGCCCAAUCAGCUGUCGGCGCCGGCUGCACUCAGCCCGGGCGGCGCGGGUCAAGGUGGCGGCACUGUCGGAGGACGGGCGAGCAGUGACCUUCUGUCUCCGCUGUUACCAGGAGCUGCAGGAGGAGGAGGGUCACUGUCGGCCAUGAGCAGCAUGGACACCAGCAUCGAGAUCGACAGCGGCGACAGCGACGACAAUACCUCCCUGGGGAUGCUGGAGUUUGACCUUCUGUAUGAGAAAGCCACGAGCUCCUUACACUGCACAGUCCUCAAAGCCAAGGGUUUAAAACCGAUGGAUUUCAACGGUUUGGCGGAUCCUUAUGUCAAGCUGCAUCUGCUGCCAGGAGCAUGCAAGGCCAAUAAACUGAAAACCAAGAUUGUUCGAAACACACUCAACCCAGUCUGGAACGAGACGCUCACCUACUGCGGGAUCACAGAGGAGGACAUGUACCGCAAAACUCUCCGGGUGUCUGUGUGCGACGAAGACAAGCUGACACAUAAUGAGUUCAUCGGGGAGUCGAGGGUGGCCCUGCGCCGUGUGAAGCCUGACCAGACCAAACACUUUAACAUCUGUCUGGAGCAUCCACCUCCUUUGCCUUCGCCGACAGCGAUGAGCACGGCCCUGAGAGGAAUCUCCUGCUACCUGAGAGAGUGGGAGACUGAGCAGCAGAGGAGUUUGGAGGAGAGAGGUCGCCUGCUGCUCUGCCUGCAGUUCCUCCCUCCAAACCCCGACAGUGAUCUGAAGGGCGAGGCCAAGGAGAGAGCGCGGGGUGGACUGUGUGUGGGCGUCAAACGCUGCGCCCACCUGGCAGCCAUGGACGUCAACGGCUUCUCUGACCCUUACGUUAAAACGUACCUAAAGCCAGAUGUUCAGAAGAAAUCCAAGCACAAAACGGCAGUCAUAAAAAAGACUCUCAACCCAGAGUUUAAUGAGGAGUUCUUCUAUGAAAUCUCCUUCUCAGAGUUGGCCAACAAGACGUUAGAGGUCACCGUGUGGGACUACGAUCUUGGAAAGUCUAAUGACUUCAUAGGGGGAGUCUCCUUGGGGUGCCACUCACAGGGAGAGACCCUGCAGCACUGGAUAGACUGUCUGAAGAACAAGGGCAAGAAGGUGGAGCGCUGGCACACCCUGACCAACGAGCUGCCCGGAUCCACCCUGCAGGACUGAACCUCCUCCACACGGGAGGUGCUUCAUCGCAUG
Messenger RNA from Nematolebias whitei (Rio pearlfish), 1347 nucleotides. RefSeq names its product double C2-like domain-containing protein alpha. NCBI's taxonomy places the organism in Eukaryota, Metazoa, Chordata, Actinopteri, Cyprinodontiformes, Rivulidae. The coding region runs from base 1 to 1314 and encodes 437 amino acids. The record is from RefSeq and is a predicted model, not a curated record. The transcript has 10 exons.